Messenger RNA from Trichomonas vaginalis G3, 351 nucleotides. Its product is annotated as cell redox homeostasis. The transcript has a single exon. NCBI's taxonomy places the organism in Eukaryota, Parabasalia, Trichomonadida, Trichomonadidae. The record is from RefSeq and is a predicted model, not a curated record. Bases 1 to 351 code for a protein of 116 amino acids.
AUGGAACAUCCUGUAAAUCUUUCCUUAUUCAAUGGAACAUUCGACGAGCUUAGUAAUGUUGUUGGCGGAGCAAAUGGACUUGUUGUAACCGUUUUUGGAGCUCAUUGGUGCCCUCCUUGCAAGAGAUAUGCCGAAGCAUUACCUUCAAUUGCUAUUGAAUAUCCAAAGGUUACCUUCCUUCAGAUCAAUGCUGAUGAAUCUGUGGAAUUAGUUCAACAUUACGGAAUAUUUUCAAUUCCUCACACAAAAUUCUUGAAAGCUGGUCAAGGAAACCAAAUUCAGGAACUUGCCGCUAUUACUGGAUUUGAUUUAUCCCAAAUUAAGACAAAGAUUCAGCAGUAUGGAAAUUAA